UCUGGGCGGUGGCCGGCGAUCCAUAUGGGCCUCGGACGUCGCGCGCUAGAAACAGAGACUCUAGUGCAGCCUGAUGUGAUGCAACUUAGUGCGGAGAUGUUGUUGUGUGUGGAAGAGCCAACAAAUGGCUUGGGAAAAUGUCGCUGCUGCUGACUGUGGCUAAGCAUUGUUUUGAAUACUGUUAUAUGCUAGCUAUUUCCGGAGCUGGGAACCUUGACAUUCCUCUUGGUUGCAUCUUGAAAUAAGUCAUUGUGGCAUCCGCAAUGCUAUAUGUUUUUUAAAAUGGAAAGGUGAAAUCGUUUGGCAAAGUUUUGCCACCAUCCUAGAUUGAAUGAAUUGUUUCAAUUAUUUAUUAACUGUUGUAUAAAAGAGAGAAAGGAUACACUAUGUCGGAUGAAAUCUUCAGCACAACUUUGGCAUAUACCAAGAGUCCAAAAGCUACCAAGAGAACUUCUUUUCAGGAUGAGCUGAUCAGAGCAAUUACAGCCCGGUCGGCCAGGCAGAGAAGUUCCGAAUACUCGGAUGACUUCGACAGUGACGAGAUUGUUUCUUUAGGUGAAUUUUCAGAUACCUCAACAGAUGAAAGUCUCAUUAGAAAAAAGAUGAAUGAUUUUCACAUGUCUGAUGAUGAGGAAAAGAAUUCUCCAAGACUGUCUUUUUUGAAAACCAAGAAAGUAAAUAGUGAAAUAUCCAAAGAUGAUCUGGACUCCGUCAUUCUAGACAGUGAAGGCACAUCACCAGAUGCUCAAGAAGAUAUGACUGGAAAUUCCACCCCCAAAUCUCAAAAUGAUGAUCAAGACGUUGGCAGAGAGGUCAUUACAAUGAAGCCUACACCCAGGAUGCUCCCUGGCAAAAGAAGUACAUCUUCAGGGGAAAACAGCAGCAGUCUUGAUGCAGAUGGCCACUUUAAGCCUUCGCCCCGGCCAAGGAGCAUGUUAAAAAAGAGCUGGCACCCUGAGGAGGGAGUCAGGUCAGGAGUUGAUAAAGAAUAUUCCACAGCCGAAGACUCUGCCCCCACACCUUCCCUUCCAAGACAGAAUGGCACAGAGCUGCAGACGGAGGAAAAAGUGUGCUCAGAAAACCUCGAUCUCGAGGACUCACUCUUACAAAGUCUGACCUCAUCUUCCCUCAAAGAAAGCCCUGGAGGUUGCAUAUCACCAGGAUCUCAGGAAAAGACACCCAUAAAAGAUCAUGAUGGAGAACCUACUGAAAUCUGGGAUUCCUUGAUAUCAAAUGAAAAUGAAGGAAGCUCCAUUUUGGUGAACUGUGUUACUCCUGAACGUGAGCAGCCCAGGGAAGGUCAGGUGGCAGCUGACAAGCUUGAGGAAGAAAGAGAGAAGGGUGGGUUUACAGAGGAUGACCUCACCACUGACCCACUGCUCUCCACGUCCCCGAGUGUCAUAACGCCCACUGAGCCGGCAGAGCCGGCCAAGAAAACAAAUGAAGUCAAAACCACAAAGAAUAAAAAGACAACGAAUAACAGAGUGUCCAGUGCCUCUGGCAGGCUGAUGACCUCUGAGUUUUUAAAGAGAUCAGGUCCCACCAAAAGAAGUCCAUCUGCAGCUACCUCCUCUCACUAUUUAGGGAGUUUGAAAGUCUUGGACCAGAAGCCACCACGGAAGCAGAGCCUAGAGCCCGACAAGGCUGAUCACAUAAGGGCAGCGGUUUAUCAGGAGUGGUUAGAAAAGAAAAAUGUGUAUUUACAUGAAAUGCACAGAAUAAAAAGAAUUGAAAGCGAAAACUUAAGGAUUCAAAAUGAACAGAAGAAAGCUGCUAAGAGAGAGGAAGCACUAGCUUCAUUUGAGGCCUGGAAGGCUAUGAAGGAAAAGGAAGCAAAGAAAAUAGCUGCAAAGAAGAGGCUGGAGGAGAAGAACAAGAAGAAGACAGAGGAGGAAAAUGCUGUGAGGAAAGGCGAGGCCCUGCAAGCAUUUGAGAAAUGGAAAGAGAAAAAGCUAGAAUACCUCAAAGAGAAGACGAGGAGGGAGAAAGAAUAUGAAAGAGCGAAGAAACAGAAGGAGGAUGAAGCGGUCGCUGAGAAGAAGAAAGACAGUGUGACUGCCUUUGAGAGAUGGAGCGAGAAAAAGGAAGCUCUCCUCAAGCAAAAGGAAAAGGAGAAAAUAAAUGAGAGAAGAAAGGAAGAGCUGAAGAGAGCGGAGAAGAAAGACAAAGACAAGCAAGCCAUCAGUGAAUAUGAAAAGUGGCUGGAAAAGAAAGAAAGGCAAGAAAGAAUUGACCGCAAACAGAAGAAGCGCCACUCUUUCCUUGAAAGUGAGACACACCCUCCAUGGAGCCCUCCAUCCAGAACUGCGCCCUCAAAAGUAUUUUGAUGUUUCUGGUUCUUGAUAUUUUUUUUUUUCAGUUCACCAACUUUACCCAUGGAUUUCAAACCAGUCAUCUCAUUAUUUGUGGCUAGAAGAAUCUGUUUCAUUUCCCUGCAGGAGCUUCUGUGGAGCAUGAAAGAGAUACUUUGCAGUUUAAUCAGUGGGAACAUUUUCUGGUGUCCUCAUCAGGUUGCUGGGACAAUCCAGAUGCGUGAAGUUUUAUCAUGUCUUGACCGUACCUGGAGUGGGGUGAUGCAUGGUCACUGUCACUGAGUUCUGAGUCUUCUUAAAUCAUGUUUGAUCCUACUAAUGAAAGAAUGACAGCUAGACAGAUAGCACAGUCAUAGAGAUGAUUCAGUCUGUGGAACCCUGUGUUUCCACAGUACAGUUUGGGCAUUGAGGGUCCCUGGAGAGUAUGGCUGUGUUACCUCUUCUAACUCCAGUGCCUCAGCUCAGAUAAGUAUCUGCUGUACAAGUUAAAGACUCAGUCAGUUGAGGCCACAGAACUGGUCAGACACUUGAUUUAAGAACUUUGCCUUACGGUCUAAUCUUGGUGCGUGUUGCCUACAUGAGGCUUACCUGACAAUCACAGCCGCUUCUAGAAUGGGCUUACUUCUGGAAUGUUCUUUCUAAGGCCCAUCUCAAUCUCUUUAUUGUUUGAUUGACACCAAAAAGCAUCAGUGUGAUGGUAGUGGUUUCUUAUAGAGUAGUUGUGAAAAUUUCAGGGUGACUAUCAACGUUUUUCUACACUAAAGUUAUAAAGGUAAUGAAGGUAAUUCCCAGGAUUUCCCCAUUUUCUUAACUAAUUAAGAGUGGUUCAACUUGCAUUUUGAAGCAGUUGAAUAAGAAAGUAAAUUUGUAAAAA
Rattus rattus (black rat) is the source of this 3186-nucleotide messenger RNA. It is a transcript of the gene Map9, whose product is annotated as microtubule associated protein 9. The record is from RefSeq and is a predicted model, not a curated record. The coding region runs from base 387 to 2327 and encodes 646 amino acids. Gene Ontology annotation, biological process: mitotic cytokinesis; regulation of mitotic cytokinesis; mitotic spindle assembly. Gene Ontology annotation, molecular function: microtubule binding. NCBI's taxonomy places the organism in Eukaryota, Metazoa, Chordata, Mammalia, Rodentia, Muridae. Gene Ontology annotation, cellular component: astral microtubule. The transcript has 14 exons.